This is a messenger RNA of Colletes gigas, 933 nucleotides long. RefSeq names its product transmembrane protein 199. Gene Ontology annotation, cellular component: endomembrane system. NCBI's taxonomy places the organism in Eukaryota, Metazoa, Arthropoda, Insecta, Hymenoptera, Colletidae. The record is from RefSeq and is a predicted model, not a curated record. The transcript is spliced from 2 exons. Bases 118 to 786 code for a protein of 222 amino acids. Gene Ontology annotation, biological process: vacuolar proton-transporting V-type ATPase complex assembly.
AUUUUCUACUUUAUAGUUAAUAUAACAUAAAGUAAUACCAAUUCUAUAUUCAACAUAUAAAACUUUGCUAAUAAUGUUAUUUUGUUAAUAAUAGAAUAUUCCUUUUUAAAUACAAAAAUGCCGGUCGAAUCGAUCCAAGAUCCUUCCAUAAAAAUAAAUCCGAAUAAGAAAUUAAUUGAAUUUGUUAUAAAAAAUGUUAAGAAAACAAAUAACGUUCCACCUAGUAUUGUUGCUUUGAAAAAGUCAGGUAGAGACAAACGAAAAGAUAUUUUAUUAAAAUUGGAUGACAUAAGAUGGCUGAAUACAUUCUUGGAAGAACACAGAAAGACAAAAAUGGAAAAUGUUUAUUUACAUGAACUUUUAGAACAGUCGGAUAUAAAAUUACCAACACCAAAAAUUACGCCACGAAGCCCUGAACUGGAAGCUAGAAUACAGAAACUGAAGGCACAACAAGACGCUAGAGAAUAUCGAGCUAUGACCAAAAGCGUCGACUCUUUUAGGAGAAAACUACCAGAAGAUACUAUUUCUUACCAAAUGAAGCAAAUAAAUAAGCAACUCAUAGCUGUUGCACAGUUUGUAUUUUCCGUAUUGGCUGGUUUUGCCUUUGGAUUCCUAGGUGUUGAGUUGAUUAUUGGAAAUUUAGACUUUGGAUUUAGAUUGUUACUAGGUAUAAUUUGUGCAUUAAUCAUAGCCUUGGCUGAAAUUUACUUCUUAGCUAUUAAAUUGAACGAGGAUGAUUGUGAUAUAGACUCGACAUUGACGUCUAAAAAAUUACACCAAGAAUAAAAUUUUAUAGAUCAUUAUUAUAAAAGUGUAUUCUAGCAUUAAUGCAUUCUUUUGUAAUUUCUAUAAGUAAUCUUAAAUUGCGGUUAAAUAUAUAAAUAAGUCCUCGAAAUGGUGGUAUUUUUAAAUGGUGAAAUUAGCACAAAAGAA